GCACCAACUAAUUAGCUGACUCAAGAAAAAGGCAAGAUAAGGAGACAACUCAAAAGAGGAAAGAGCCAAAAGAAAAAAAAAUGGCGCAACAAGAAAUGAGAAAAGGUCCUUGGACAGAACAAGAAGAUCUUCAACUGGCAUUUUACGUGAACUUAUUUGGCGAUCGACGAUGGGAUUUCUUGGCCAAAGUUUCAGGUUUGAGAAGAACAGGAAAGAGUUGCAGAUUACGUUGGGUGAAUUACUUGCAUCCUGGUCUCAAACGAGGAAAGAUGAUUCCUCAAGAAGAACGACUUAUUCUUGAACUCCAUUCCAAAUGGGGAAAUAGAUGGUCAAGAAUUGCAAGGGAAGUACCGGGGAGAACUGACAAUGAAAUAAAAAAUUACUGGAGAACCCACGUGAGGAAGAAGGCUCAAUAUGAGAGAAAAAACAAGGCUUUUCUUAUUUCUCCGUCUUCAUCCUUCUGUAAUUCUUCAUCUUUCUCUUCUAACAGUCCUGAUGUGGACUUCAUGCCCAUUAUUGAAAACAAUGAAAGGAACUUCUAUGAUACAGGUGGACUUGAGAAAAAGAAUAAUGAUGGUGAUCAUGAUAACGAGAAAGGAAAAAACAUGAAGGUGUACUCCAUGGAUGAAAUAUGGAAAGACAUUGAAUUAUUAGAGGAAAAACCAAUUAUGUUAUCACCUAUAUGGGAUUAUUGCCCAAACACUCUAUGGAUGACUGAUGAAGAAGACACUAAGACGUUUCCUAAGUUUACUUGCUUAGACAAUCAGGAUAACACAUUUUUGGCUAACAAAGAGUUAUUUGUUUGACGGCUAUUUGUUUUUGUAGUUGGUAUAGGUAUUGUGAGAUGAUUUUGUAGCUUUAACUUUGGGCAACAACAAUGGUAAAAAUCAUAAAAGUCACAAUGAAUC
Molecule: messenger RNA, 908 nt
Organism: Lycium ferocissimum
Lineage: Eukaryota; Viridiplantae; Streptophyta; Magnoliopsida; Solanales; Solanaceae
Product: transcription factor MYB48-like
Exons: 3
Coding region: 81-806 (241 amino acids)
Biological process (GO): regulation of DNA-templated transcription
Cellular component (GO): nucleus
Molecular function (GO): sequence-specific DNA binding; DNA-binding transcription factor activity
Source: RefSeq, a predicted model, not a curated record